Laetiporus sulphureus 93-53 is the source of this 885-nucleotide messenger RNA. RefSeq names its product UbiA prenyltransferase. The transcript has 7 exons. Bases 1 to 885 code for a protein of 294 amino acids. Gene Ontology annotation, cellular component: mitochondrial inner membrane. Lineage: Eukaryota; Fungi; Basidiomycota; Agaricomycetes; Polyporales; Laetiporaceae. Gene Ontology annotation, biological process: ubiquinone biosynthetic process. Gene Ontology annotation, molecular function: 4-hydroxybenzoate polyprenyltransferase activity. The record is from RefSeq and is a predicted model, not a curated record.
AUGCAAUUUCCUUGGCGCGGUUACUACGAGCUAACGCGCCUUCACAAAUCCUUACUGGGCAAUGCUCUUGUGUUCUGGCCGUGUGCUUGGGGUUUGACCAUGAGCUCCUACCACGUCAAUACUCCUGUUGCACCUUUCAUGACUCAGAUUCUCAUAUUCGCAAUCGGAUGUAUCUUUCUCCAUAGCGCAGGCUGCGUCUUGAAUGAUUUAUGCGAUAUGGAAUUCGGCCGCAAGCUGGAACGGACCAAAUGCCGUCCCCUUGCUGCUGGAAUCGUCUCUGUGACUGGAGCCCGGAUCUUCCUGUUCUUGCUUUGUUCUGUCAUUAUUGGUAUGCUCAUGUACACGAACCACAUUGCGGCAUUGUGUGGUUGCUUCGGGUUGUUUCCCUUGCACGCGCUAUACCCAUUGACAAAGCGUUGGACGUGGUGGCCACAAGGCUUGGUUAGCUGGGGACUUCCUACAGCGUGGUUGAGUGUGCAGCCUGAUAUUCAUGCGUGUCCGAUGUAUCUAUUGUUUUUUGGUUGCAUCGGCUGGACAAUUCAUUAUGAUACCAUGUAUGCCUCGCAAGAUCGGGUUCAUGACACCAAAAUUGGACUGAAGUCCACGGCCGUGCUCUUCGGUGACAAUGUCCAGAUGAUACUUACCGCAUUCUGCAUGGCAUUCCUGGUAUCCUUCGUGAUGGCCGGGCACUACAACAAUCAGAGCAUGCUUUAUUACAUCUUCUCCUGUGGAGGAGCUGCGGCACAUCUAUGCUGGCAAUUGUUGACUUGGCAGACGAGCGAGAUGAAGGACAGCGCUGCGAAGUACGAAUCAAAUGGAAUGGUUGGUCUCAUCAUUUGGAUGGGAAUGAUAUUUGAUUAUGCUUGGAAGCGAUGGUUCAUAUAG